This is a messenger RNA of Nicrophorus vespilloides, 2870 nucleotides long. It is a transcript of the gene Letm1, whose product is annotated as LETM1 and EF-hand domain-containing protein anon-60Da, mitochondrial. Gene Ontology annotation, molecular function: ribosome binding; calcium ion binding. Bases 249 to 2522 code for a protein of 757 amino acids. Gene Ontology annotation, biological process: intracellular monoatomic cation homeostasis. The transcript has 3 exons. The record is from RefSeq and is a predicted model, not a curated record. Gene Ontology annotation, cellular component: mitochondrial inner membrane. Lineage: Eukaryota; Metazoa; Arthropoda; Insecta; Coleoptera; Silphidae.
UUUCUUUGUUAAGUUUUCGUUUGCGUAGUUGGUGGUGGUUAGUGCUGUUGACAGGCAGUGAUGUCAAUGUGAGUGUGGAAAAUUUCUAAAGUCACCAAUCGAGAGAGAAUUUGCUUGGACGUGCUAUCCCGUAUGUAGGUGACGAAAGGCAGCGAUUUUUAAUGGAUUUUAGAGAAUUGGAUGUGAUUUAAUUGGAGGAUAAACGAGAGAGCGACCAGACCGACCCAAGGAAAUUAACAGUGACCGAAAUGCUAGUUGUAUUAAGGACAGGUUUAAGAAAUAACUGGCAUUCCAGCAUCAGCAGACGAUGUUGCCACAAGUGCCAGAACAGGUUCAUAUAUGAUGACUUGAAGCACUCCAACCGGAUCCUGUUGUACAGCAGUCCUGGCCUCAAUUCAUUAAUAAAAUAUAAUAAUUCUACUUUGGAGCGGACUCAUCCACAAUAUGAUCUCAUUAGGAAUUUCUCUGUUUCGAGCAGGCUCUAUGACAAGGAACCACUCAAGCCCUCCUCGAAAGUGGAAGUGACAGUGCAAGCCUUGAAGAAGAAGCAAGAAGAGGAAUUGAAGUCAGUACCAGCUGAAGCACCACCGAAGCAAGUGGCUAAGAAAUCAAUCAAGCAGAAGAUUGUUGAUGAAAUAGUGCAUUACUACCAUGGCUUUAGGCUGCUUUUCAUUGACAUGAAGAUCUCUGGUGGUUUGAUGUGGAGGGUAUUGAAUGGGAACUCCUUAUCCCGUAGGGAGUACAGAUUGCUGAUGAGAACUGUUGGUGACAUGUUUAGGUUAGUUCCAUUUUCUGUAUUUAUUAUUGUUCCGUUUAUGGAAUUGCUGCUGCCAGUGUUCAUAAAACUUUUCCCUGGUAUGUUGCCAUCCACUUUCCAAACAGCCACUGAGAAAGAUGAAAAGCUAAAGCAGAAUCUGAAAGUCAAAUUGGAAAUGGCCAAGUUCUUGCAGCAGACAUUGGAUGAUAUGUCACUUGAGCAUAAAGACCAUAAUUCGCAACAGGCUAAGGAGUUUUCUGAGUGGUUCCACAAAGUGAGGAAUACUGGAGAGCACGUUUCCAACGACGAAAUUUUGAAGUUUUCCAAGUUGUUCAAAGACGAAAUCACCUUGGAUUCUUUGUCGCGUAGCCAGUUAGUCGCGUUGUGUCGGGUUUUGGAGGUGCAAACUUUAGGAACGAAUAAUCUGCUAAGGUUCCAACUCAAAAUGAAAUUGAGGACACUGGCGGCCGAUGAUAAGAUGAUCCAGAAGGAAGGUGUGGAUUCGUUGAGUUUGUGGGAGUUGCAACAGGCGUGCAGGGCACGUGGUAUGAGGGCGCUGGGCGUUCCCGAAUCGCGUUUACGGACGCAGCUUCAGGAUUGGUUGGUUCUUAGUUUGGACGAGAAGGUCCCGCCUUCGUUGCUCCUUCUUUCCCGUGCUCUUAUGUUGCCUGAAACUAUACCAACUGGCGACAAAUUGAAAGCCACGAUUUCUGCACUGCCCGACAACAUUGUUACGCAAACUAAAGCGUCUAUCGGAGAAAAGGAGGGUAAAAUUGAUAACAAAGUUCAACUUGAGGUUAUUAUGGAAGAGGAGAGGAAGAUCAGGGAGGAAAGGAAGGAAAUGGGCGACGAGUUCAAGAAAUCUGAACAAGAUAAGGAAGUGCUUUUGGACAAGGCGCCCACGAUUACAUCCGAUACUGGUAUCAAGAAAAAAAUGCCGACUGUAGAGGAACCUAAGCGCGAAAAGAAGAUCCUCAUCUCCAAAGACAUGGAGGCUCUCGAGGACGCGUUGGAUGCCAUCUCCAAAGAGAAGAAACCAAUGGUCGAGAAGGUCGAAAUUGAAGAGCUCAAAGAACAGAUGGCCGAUUAUCAGGAGGAUGUGCAAGAUCUAAAGAAGACCGUCGCUGUUCUUCCCAAGGGUGAGAUUAAGGAAACCAAGGCAGCCAAACGUCUGUACAAGAAGGUGCACAAGAUGAUCAACCGAAUGGAUCACGUCCUCAACGAGUUGGAAGUGAAAGAGGAGAAACGCAAGAAGCAUUUACAGGAUAUUACCAGCGAGAAAGAGGAGCUUCUGAAGAUCGAAGACAUCAUGGCUGCCAUAAAGCAGAUCAAAAACGUGCCAGACGAAUCCAGGUUGCAACAAAUUUCCAUGGUCUUAAGCAAAAUUGAUGACGAUCACGAUGGCGCGAUUAAAAUCGAGGAUGUCCUAAAGGUGAUUGAAUUCAUUGGAAAGGAGAACGUUCAUCUGAGCCCGAAGCAAGUGGACGAGUUGGUCGAUUUGCUUGAGAAGGAGGAGAUCCUGGAGGUGGAGGACAAAAUCGAGAAGGCUUUGAAGAAAGAGCAGGAGCGAAAGGAAGAGAAGAAACCGGAAAAGGAAAUUUCUUCUUUAGAACUGGAGUCAAGUAAACCGACGGCGAUUCCCAAGGAAGCCCUAGAUAAAUUGAAGAUGCCGCCACCACCGCCCGCCUCUCAAACAUCAGAGGUAAAACCACCGCCGAACAGUAUUGAUCCCAAGAGCAAGAACGAUACUACUAAACAAAUUUAACUUAUUUAUAUGAUAUAUACAGAUGGAUUGUAUAACCUUAGAUAAUUAGUAAAUUAAUUUUCCUGUUGUUACCGACGUGUACAUAUUAAAAUAUAAAUAUAUAUAUUUAAUAUAUAAUUUUUUUAUAUAUAUAUAUUAUAUGCGAGGUACGAAUGGAGGAUUUCUUUGAAAAAGGGCCCAUCGUCAUCAUCGAUCGAUCGAUUGUUUUUUCUUGUUUGUUUCUCUUCUCUUCUUUUUUUUUUGUAAAUAAAUAUGAAUCAAAUGAUUUUUACUUGGAACAAGGCAAUUUUGUUACAGCUUAUUUUUAUACUUAAUAUAAUUAUAAAUAUAACGAAGAUCGAAAAUUUU